Geodia barretti is the source of this 558-nucleotide messenger RNA. The record is from the annotation of a GenBank genome assembly. Lineage: Eukaryota; Metazoa; Porifera; Demospongiae; Tetractinellida; Geodiidae.
AUGGGCGACAGUGGUUGUGGUAAGACGACGCUGAUCAGCGUACUCGGUUGUAUCCUUACACCGAGCGAAGGUGAUGUUUGGAUUGAUGGAGAACAGAUCGACUACGAAAAUCACGAUCUGUCCCAACUUCGCAGCGAGAAGAUUGGCUUUGUGUUUCAACUGUUUAACCUUAUCCCGUACCUAACAGCGGUAGAAAAUGUGAUGGUCGCCAUGGAUAUUGCUGGCAUGAAGAGCAACGAGGCGGAAAAGCGCGCGGCGGAACUUCUCACUCAGGUUGGGUUGGAACAACGUUUACACCAUCGGCCUGCACAGCUUUCAGGCGGCGAAAAGCAGCGCGUCUCCUUUGCACGCGCCCUUGCCAACACCCCUAAAAUCAUCUUUGCCGAUGAACCCACCGCGAAUCUUGACAGCCGACAGAGCGCGAAUCUGAUGAACCUUGUUCGAGAGCUGCGCCAAGAACACCAAACCACGAUCGCAAUCGUAACGCAUCACGAGGGCUUAAAGAAGGAUGCGGAUCGGGUGAUUCAGAUGAAAGAUGGGCAGAUUGUGUCGGUGUAG